This is a messenger RNA of Scheffersomyces amazonensis, 1419 nucleotides long. It is a transcript of the gene UBA4, whose product is annotated as Uba4p. Gene Ontology annotation, biological process: protein urmylation; tRNA wobble position uridine thiolation. Gene Ontology annotation, molecular function: URM1 activating enzyme activity; thiosulfate-cyanide sulfurtransferase activity; adenylyltransferase activity. Gene Ontology annotation, cellular component: cytosol; cytoplasm. The transcript has a single exon. NCBI's taxonomy places the organism in Eukaryota, Fungi, Ascomycota, Pichiomycetes, Serinales, Debaryomycetaceae. The record is from RefSeq and is a predicted model, not a curated record. The coding region runs from base 73 to 1389 and encodes 438 amino acids.
UUUCAAAGGCCGGCUUGAACUUUUACAGACAAGUACAAGCACCAGUAGACUAGGGAAGCAUCACCAACCAUAAUGACAAAGUCAAAACCAACUUAUGAGGAACUACUCUCACGUAUAAAGGAGUUAGAAAUUGAGAAUCAGGAAUUAAAAUCAUCUCACAGUGUAAAUCAGUCACCUGAACUAUACCCCAAAAUCGAUGAGCAUCUCUCUUUAGAUGAGUAUAAGAGAUAUGGAAGACAGAUGAUAGUACCACAAUUUGGAUCUCUACCAAGUCAAAUUAAACUUAAGAAUUCUAGUAUACUUGUAGUAGGUGCAGGUGGAUUAGGAUGUCCUGCUUUACUAUAUUUAUCCGCUGCAGGUAUUGGUAAUAUUGGAAUAAUUGAUGAUGAUAUUGUAGAUAUUAGUAAUUUACAUCGUCAAGUAUUACAUACAACCAAUAAUGUGGGUAUGUAUAAAUGUGACUCGGCCAAACAAUAUAUAUCCAAAUUAAAUCCUCAUGUUAAUGUUAAAACUUAUCCCUUUAGAUUAUCCAAUGAAAAUGCUUUUGAAAUAAUAGAAAAAUAUGAUUUAAUACUUGAUUGUACAGAUUCUCCAGCAGUUAGAUAUUUAAUUAAUGAUGUAUCAGUAUUAAGUGGAAAAACCAUUGUUAGUGGUUCUGGUUUAAAAUCAGAUGGUCAAUUAUCUAUAUUAAAUUUCCAAAAUUGGGGUCCUUGUUAUAGAUGCUUUUAUCCUAAACCACCAGCUCCUGAAUCAGUUACAAGUUGUUCAGAUGGUGGUGUUAUAGGACCUGCUAUAGGAUUAGUUGGACUUACUAUGGCUAUAGAAACUAUAAAAUUAUUAACAGGUUACUAUACUAAAGAUAAUUUUAAACCUUUCUUAGCUCAAUAUGUUGGAUAUCCACAACAACAAAUUAGACAAUUCAAAAUGAGAAAUAGAAAGCCUGAUUGUGUUGUAUGUGGAGAUUCUCCUAAAAUUUCUCAAUCAAUUAUAGAAAGUAAUGAGAUUAACUAUGCAGCAUUUUGUGGAAGAUUUAAUUAUAAUGUAUUGGAUUCUAAAUAUAGAGUUAAUGUUAAAGAUUUACAAAAUGCAAAGAAUCCUGUAUUAAUUGAUGUACGUACAAAGGAACAAUUCCAAAUCACUAAAUUACCAAAUUCAAUUAAUAUUCAAUGGGAUCCAAUAUUUAAAAAGAUAGAUAGUAUAGAUUCAUAUUUACCAUCAGAUUUCGAUAAACAAACUGAUGAUAUAUAUGUUAUAUGUCGGUAUGGGAAUGAUUCUCAAUUGGCUGCAAAAAAAAUGGUAGAAGAAUUGAAUUUUAAUAAUGUUAAGGAUGUUAUCGGUGGGCUUAAUCAAUGGAGUGAUCAAAUUGAUCCGACAAUCCCCAAAUAUUAAUGAUCAUUAGUAUAUAGUUACAGUUACAUU